AUGCUUCCUGGUAUCGGUGUAUUUGGAACAGGUAAUAUUGUUAAAGUUGUUGUACCAUUCCUUCGAGAGAAAGGUUUCAAAAUUGAAGCACUGUGGGGUAGAACUUUAUUAGAAGCAGAAGAAAUUUCAAAGGAAUUAGAUAUACCCUUUCACACCAACAAAAUUGAUGAUGUAUUAUUGAGAAAAGAUGUAGAUCUCAUAUUUAUUAUUUGCUCUCCAAAUUUACAUUCCCAAAUAGCUGUGAAGGCACUAGGCAUUGGGAAGCAUGUUCUCUGUGAUAAACCAUCAGGCUUAUGUCAAAGUGAAGCUUUAAAAAUGGUCAGGGCAUCUCAGUAUUAUCCUUCCUUGAUUUCAAUUGUUAAUCAUAGCUUAAGAUUCCUUCCAGCUUUUUCACAAAUGAGAAAAGCCAUAGUAGACGGUUAUUUAGGCCAAGAAAAUGAAAUCACUGUGGUGGAUGUUCGUGUCCAAAUGGGAAGUCUACUUCAUGAUUCAUAUGACUGGUUAUGUGAUGAAACAAUGGGCGGAGGUGUCCUUACACUAGUUGGCAGUCAUGUAAUUGAUUUAGUAUCAUUUUUAACUACACAGCGUGCAGUACAAGUUCAUGGAUUGGUCCGUACAUUUACUAAAAACACAGAACAUAUUCAAGGUAUUAGGAAUAUUACCAGUUCAGAUUUUUGUGCAUUUCAAAUGCAGAUGUCAAAAGGAACUAUUGUGACUGUUACUCUCAAUACUCACAUUCCUGGAACUUUCAGUCAAGAAGUACUAGUAUGUGGAAAAUUAGGUUAUUUGAUAGUAAGAGGAGGUGAUCUUUAUGGAUUUAAGGAGGGAUCACAAAAAGAAGAUGUUAUUUAUUUGGAUGUAGAGGACCUCCAAAGGUCUGUGACUAUGAUGAAUACUGUGGCUGCUAAUACCAUUCCACGACCAUAUAUGAAAGGGUUAUUUAAGAUGAUGGGAGCUUUAAGAGAAGCAUUUCUUCCAGUGGAAGACAAGAGGGGUUGGGUUAAAGAACCAGUUGCCCUGGCAGCUACUUUUGAAGAUGGUCUCUAUGUACAAGCUGUAAUAAAUGCAUUAAGAAAAUCUAAUAUCAAUAAAGAAUGGGUAAAAGUGUCAAUCAUCACUGAAGAACCUGAUCCCAAUCCAAUUUUAAGUGCAGCUGUUCGAAGGAGUGGUAUAUCAAUUUGA
This is a messenger RNA of Nezara viridula (southern green stink bug), 1182 nucleotides long. The record is from the annotation of a GenBank genome assembly. Lineage: Eukaryota; Metazoa; Arthropoda; Insecta; Hemiptera; Pentatomidae.